GACAGCGGUGCUAACAGAUGAGGAGGGCGGAGUCCCUUUUGCCCAAGGUGGCAAAACCAACUUUUCCUCAGCCAGGCCCAAGGACUACACCCUGCCCUGAGCUGUGACAGAAUGAAAGGCCGGCAAUGGCGGUACACUCCUCUGCCCACAGAGAUGGAGGACACACUGUCUGGGGAGGAGGGAGAGGAGGAGGAAGAAGAGGAAGAGGAGGAGCCAGCCCCAGCUCUCCAGGACCCUGUGGAGCCUCAGCUGACAGAAGCCAGCCAGGUCCUAGGUGCCUCAGAGAUUAAGCAGCUCAGCCCCCACCUGCCCCCGAGAGUCACUGGUCACCCCUGGAGUCUGGUCUUCUGCACGUCAAGGGAUGGCUUCAGUUUGCGAAGACUAUACCGACAGAUGGAGGGUCACAGUGGGCCAGUACUGUUGCUGUUGAGAGACCAGGAUGGACAGAUGUUUGGCGCCUUCUCCUCCUCAGCUAUCCGACUCAGCAAAGGCUUCUACGGUACAGGAGAGACAUUCCUCUUCUCUUUCUCCCCACAGCUAAAGGUCUUUAAGUGGACAGGGCACAACUCUUUUUUUGUGAAAGGAGACCUGGACUCACUGAUGAUGGGCAGUGGAAGUGGCCAGUUUGGGCUGUGGCUGGACGGAGACUUGCACCGUGGUGGAAGCUAUCCCUGUGCUACCUUCAACAAUGAUGUGCUGGCCCGGCGGGAGCAGUUCUGCAUCGAGGAACUGGAGGCCUGGGGUCUGAGCUGACGCCUCCC
Molecule: messenger RNA, 761 nt
Organism: Apodemus sylvaticus (European woodmouse)
Lineage: Eukaryota; Metazoa; Chordata; Mammalia; Rodentia; Muridae
Gene: Tldc2
Product: TBC/LysM-associated domain containing 2
Exons: 7
Coding region: 112-753 (213 amino acids)
Biological process (GO): response to oxidative stress
Cellular component (GO): nucleus
Source: RefSeq, a predicted model, not a curated record